Aspergillus pseudotamarii is the source of this 1647-nucleotide messenger RNA. Its product is annotated as HET domain-containing protein. The transcript has a single exon. Bases 1 to 1635 code for a protein of 544 amino acids. The record is from RefSeq and is a predicted model, not a curated record. NCBI's taxonomy places the organism in Eukaryota, Fungi, Ascomycota, Eurotiomycetes, Eurotiales, Aspergillaceae.
AUGGCUUAUGAUGGUUCAACGUUCGUCCACACGGCGCUUCCAACAAACGCACAUUAUAUUCGCCUUCUUAAGUUCGAAGAUACGGCGGCCACUGAGCCCCUCAGAUUUACCUUAGGAGUGUACAAAUUUUCAGACGAACCCGUAUACAAUGCACUUUCUUACGAGUGGGGAAUUGGCACAGCUGAUCGAACAAUAUUCAUCAACGACUGCCCCUUCCUCAUCCGAGACAGCUUAUACGACUUUCUGGGGGCUCUAGCUGGCAGUAAGCAAAAAGAUAUACUGUUCUUCGCGGACGCGAUCUGCAUAAAUCAAGACAACAUCCCAGAGCGUAACGCCCAGGUGCAGCGCAUGGGUGAUCUAUACCGUCAGGCACAGAAGGUUCUAGUCUGGCUGGGGCCUGGAACCGCCGACUCCGACCUCAUUUUCGACAUAUGUGCAGUGGGAAAUCAAAAGACGAUAGACCUGCAGGGAUCAAGCGGAAACGCGCUUGAUAUGUUGUAUCGGCGUUCUUACUGGACAAGACUGUGGGUUAUCCAGGAGCUAUUCCUUGCACGGGAUGCGAUUGUCUUCUGUGGCUCGAAGUCCACACCAUGGUCGUCAUUCAGGAGGCUAACAACUGCGGUCAAAGGAGACAUUGUUCUUGGGGAGCAUACUGGAGUGGAUACACAACUUGGCAGUUCGCCCAUGGGGCUACAUACAAGGAGGAUGCUCAGUAAUUUAAACAGGAAAGAUCGGGGGGACAGUAUUUUGAACAAAAGGAUAGACAACAUCAUGUUUGAAUUUGGGAAGGCUCAAUGUCGCGAUGUCCGCGAUCGGGUCUAUGGUCUGCUUGGCCUUGCAAAAACGCAGGAGAAUGGUCGAGGCCUGAGGGUUAUGCCAGAUUAUUCGGCAACGACGGUCAAUAUUUUUGUCCAGCUGCUCAGUAAUAUGCCAUACACCCUUGGAUUGGAACAUGCGCUUCGUAUUUUCAAUAUUUUAAAACUGCACCAUGUCCCUGAUUGUACAUGGGAUGUUGGUAUUCCAGACAGAAUCUGUAAUCUCAUUUUCGAGGUUGGGCUCACGCAUCUUGGACACAUUCGGCAUGUAAGCAAGUCACAUCCAUUAUUAUGUGAUUGGUGCAAACUAUGGAAUAAGAGGGACAACUACACUACCUUCGAAUUGGAUGAGCACCUUCGACAAGAACUGCGGGACAAGGUCAUUUCCGAGCUCAUGGUUGGGAAGAUACAAUCUCAAUUGUCCGCCCAUAACUGCGGCCCUUUGCUGGCCCUGGGGCCAUAUGACUGCUGUGUGACUGCGGGUAAGCUCAAUGAGGGGGAUGCGAUGUUUCUUAUGGAGGGAACUAAAAUCGUCUUGAUUGAAAACAAACCAAACCCGGAAGAUGAGUCUCAUGAGCCUGUCGCGGGAUUCACGCGAGGGGUACUCGCAAACACAAAAGAUGAAGGGAGCAUCUUACAAGCAGCAAUUUUACUUGAUCGCUGCUUACCGUCAUUGCCUGCUCCAAGAGAGGUUCGCUUGGAGAAGGCACGCUUCGAGCGUCCCGCGUACCCAUUCGAAGUCAUUCAUGAGGAGCUCACCUUGCAGCAAAUUAUGCUCAUUCUGACGCAGGCUGCGCGGCAUAGUAGCUAUUAUGAUUAGUCUCUGUCAAAG